Molecule: messenger RNA, 1293 nt
Organism: Anopheles coustani
Lineage: Eukaryota; Metazoa; Arthropoda; Insecta; Diptera; Culicidae
Exons: 1
Coding region: 1-1293 (430 amino acids)
Biological process (GO): sensory perception of smell
Molecular function (GO): odorant binding
Source: RefSeq, a predicted model, not a curated record
AUGGGGUGCGCGAAGCUGCUGACACUGGUGCUGGCACUGGCGGGCUUUGCUGUGGUGAACAGUGCGUCUCAAGAUGGCGCCCAUCUGUACCUCGAGAAAAGCCUCACGCAGGCGAUGCAAGAGUGCAUGGACUAUCUGCGGAUACCGGCGAACCGGUACGACGAUUACGCCUCCCACCGGUUUCCGUGCGAUGCGGAAACGAAGUGUCUGGUACGGUGCGUCGGACUGAACCUACGCUGGUGGAACGACACGACUGGCGUGCAGACGGCCUUGAUGGCCAACUUCUUCCGCCCGGACCCGACCGACACGGACUACGCACGGCGUACGGCCAAGUGUCUCGAGCUGCGUCUAGCGCAGAGCGAUCCCUCCGAGUGCUGCAGUUUGGCGUACGAAAGCUUCAUGUGCUACCUGCAACACUACGGCAAUCUGGUGCCCAGUCCGCAAUACCUCCCGGAGGAUCACUCGCGGUACGUCCGGAUGGCGCACGAUUGCAUCAACAUGCUGCAAGUUCCGGAGGCGCUCCUACAAAGCUACAGCACCGGGUUCAUCCGGGACGCGCCGGAAACGCGCUGUCUUCUGCGCUGCUUCUACCUUCGCUCCGGGGUCUUCCAGAGCGACACCGGGUUCGAUCUGAAGCGGUUCUACACGCGCGACUACCAGGAUGCCGACGACGUGCGAUACUUAGCACCGGAUACCUACACCAAACUUGCCAACCUCCGGGCAACCGGUUGUGACGAAUGUACCGAAGUGUUCCUAGCCUACCGAGAUCUGCUGGGUGAGAUGGGCAACGCCUACUACGAGGAUGGAGUGCUACGGGAUGCCGCUGUUCUCGCGCUGAACGAUGGAUACUGCGGCAAGCGGAAAGAGGAAAAGAAACAAAUGCCUAAGAAGUACCACGAGAAGACCCCCACGAAGGCGCCCUAUCCGAAGCAAGAUGAUGAGGAUGAGCCGACGAUGCGCUAUCCUGAGAAGACGUACGAAGAGGCCACAGCUACUCCAAAGUACUACGAACAAGCAACGACUACUCCCUGUCCAGCGAAGGACCAUGAAAAGUCCGAGACUUCUUACCCGGAACCUAGGACGACUGCGCACUACGAGGAGCCUAGAACAACGCAAGCCUUACCUCGUGAAGAACCUACAACGACCACCAUGGAAACCACGACUCCGGUUGUGUUUAACUAUAAACAGAGAAACUGUGAGAACUGUGGCAAAAUGUUCCAACCGGGCGGUUGCAAAUUUAACUGUCCGAAUUGUAGCAAGUCCUUCACGAAGUACGGCCGAUUCUUCUUCUAA